This is a messenger RNA of Sphaeramia orbicularis (orbiculate cardinalfish), 3407 nucleotides long. RefSeq names its product bone morphogenetic protein 16 (gene bmp16). The transcript is spliced from 4 exons. Gene Ontology annotation, molecular function: growth factor activity; cytokine activity. The coding region runs from base 503 to 1945 and encodes 480 amino acids. Gene Ontology annotation, cellular component: extracellular region. The record is from RefSeq and is a predicted model, not a curated record. NCBI's taxonomy places the organism in Eukaryota, Metazoa, Chordata, Actinopteri, Kurtiformes, Apogonidae.
AGGGGAGGAGAUACAAAAGGGAGGAACAGAGUGGAGAGGAAGGGAGAGAGACAUAGUAAGGAGGAUUAGGAACAAGAGUGAGUUGUUACCGGUGAUAAAGACAGACAAUUUUGAAUUUCCUCCUGCAGCUUCCUUGCACAGUGACAGCAACGGUGUGUUUUAAACAUCCAGAAGUGGAAGUGUAAGCGACAGAGAAAGGGAAUUGCCUACUAGUAGAGGUCAGGCAGGCAGACAGACAGACAGGGGGAAGCCGGUGGAUGUUUUUAAGAGUUUGCUUAUCUGACACUGACAACAGGAUGAGAAGCUAAGCAAGGGAACAGAGAAAACACAGCAGAGUAAAAACAUGGAGAGAGAAGCAUUACCCAGAGUGCAUUUACACAGGAGACGUAGGAGAGACAGGCUCUGAAAGAGGAGUGGAAGCGAGAGACGAGGGAUCGUAACACUGGAGCUCAAGGAUAAACCAUGGACUCUGCAUACAUCCCAACACACCUGGACGUCCACCAUGUUCCCUGCUAACCUCCUCCUCCUCAUGGUCCUGCUGCUACCUCAAGCCUCGUCUGGUCGCCAGGGUGGAGACACCAGCGAGAUCAACCAUGGAAAGGUACACUCCAUGCCUCCCCCUUCAUCACCCACACCGGCUGGUACCCACCUUGAACCCGGUUUGGCUCAGACCAUCCAGAGUCUUCUCCUGAGCCGACUGGGCCUGAAGUCGCAGCCUGACCCUCAGCCUGGAGUGCAGGUGCCCCGUUACCUCCUGGAUCUCUACCGUUUUCAUCAGCAGCAGUACCAUCUAGUGGAGGACCCUUUAUUUAGCUUCCCCAGCCAACAUAUCCAGCAGGCCAACACCGUACGCAGCUUUCACCACUCCGAGCCAUUUGGAGACAGUCCAGCAGCAGAAGAUCAUAAGAAGGUGCUCAUCUCCUUUAAUAUCUCCUCCAUCCCGCAGGAUGAGAAGGUGCUUUCCGCCGAGCUCCGACUCCUCCGCAAUGCCAGGGCCUCUUUGGGCCCCGGGCCCCACAGACUGAACCUGUUCCUCUCUGACAUCCAUGAUGACGCAGAACCUACCCUGAUAGAGACAAGGUUACUCAGUACUGGUCUCCAUAAUCCCACAGAGAGUGAUGUCUGGGAGGCGUUUAGUCUGAAUGCAGAGCUCCUCCAUAAGGCCCUCGCUGGGACUGGCAGCCUGGGUUUCUCCCUGGAGGUCAGGCCGGAGAAUAGCAGCACCUCAUUAUAUGAACAAAACCUCUUGUCUGCUGCAGACAAGAAGGACAAAAUGGAACACAAAGAGGGGCAUCUGAGGGUACGUAGGUCUGUGGGGCAGGAUGAGCACAGCUGGGCUCAAGAGAGACCCCUUUUGGUGACUUACAGUCAUGACGGGCGUGGAGAGGCUUUAGUCAAACAUGGCAGGAGGACCCCCAGUGGUGGCAAGAAAAUGCGAGGCAGAAAUGGGACAAAGGAGAGGGCCAGGACCAGCGGCAUGGGCCGCCUUAGGGACCAAACCAGGGGAAGGUCUAAAAAAACAGGGUAUACAGUGCCAGGCUGGGGAGGUGACAAGGUAGGGAUCAGCUGGAGCGACCGUGGAAGGGUCAAAAGAAACGGUGGUCGUGCAGCAAAACUAAAACGCCUCUCCCGUAACAGAUGCCGCCGCCAUCCUCUGUACGUAGAUUUCAAUGACGUGGGCUGGCACAGGUGGAUCAUCGCUCCCAGCGGCUACGAUGCCUUCUUCUGCCUGGGAGAGUGUCGCUUUCCUCUGGCCGAACACAUGAACUCCUCUAGCCACGCUAUGGUGCAGACUCUGGUAAACUCUGUGAAUGGAGCAGUGCCCCGGGCCUGCUGCGUCCCCACCUCCCUCAGCCCCAUCGCCCUGCUCUACCUGGACCCUCAAGACAGAGUGGUACUGAAGAAUUACCAGGACAUGGUGGUGGAAGGCUGUGGCUGCCGGUAGUGAGGUGGAGAACAGACCCAGACUGAAGGGAAAAGGAGACAAACAUAAGCAUAAAAGGCAGAUGGUGGGAAGAGGAGAGUGUUGGACCCAGCUAACUGCAAACAGACGUACAGACUGAUAGAGACAAAUGUAGCAGCAAAGAGGGAUGCAAGAAGAGGAGAAGGAACAUAAGGGAAUGAAUAUAGCAGCUAAAUAAUCAUUAUUAUGAGCAAUGAAAAAGUAAAAGAAACAGAUCAGACAAGCCAGGAAAUGACUAUAAAACAGAGCAAAGGAAGAAGUGCAACAGCAAUGAAGUCAGUGUCGAACCUGUCAGAAGUUAUUAUAUACAUUUGCCCAUUUAAUGACGAUGCAGCAGUCUACACAGUUAAUUGACAGGCUAAUUGUUCAUUCAUAAGAAGCCGGUGCCAGCUUUAACAUCAGAUAACUCUAGUCUGCAUUCAUGUUUGCAGCUCAUCUCACUCUCACAUGAAUGUCUGACAGGCACAUGCGUGUGUUAAAAUAGUCUUCAAGAGCCAAAUGCCAAAGCUUCAGAGACAUUUACAGCUCUGCAGUGUAUUUUAUGCUAACUGUGUAUCUUUUGAUGAACUCGCUGAUCAUCAGCAGCACUAGCAAUACGACGAUGGCACCAGCACGGCAUCUAAGUUUUAUCUGACAGUGUUUUGUCUGCAGUAUUUGAAGUGAGAGAUAGGGUGCAAACAUUUUUAUGAACAUCAGAGGUUAAUAUAAUGACAGACUGUCCCUGACAAGCACCCAUACAUCACAAGCUAUUUAAAACCAUGACAAUGUUGUAAUGCUGAGGAACUAUUAUGCUAUUGUUUGAAUGUACUUCUAUCAUUAUUAUUUAAAAACUUUUUGUACAUUUCUUUUGCAGACGUGAAGAAAAUCCAAGUGAUGGUUGUCUUGUGAUUAUACAUAAUUCCACUGAAUGACUCUAACUUAAAAGACACAUAUGUAUUUAAAUAGCAGCAAUAUGUUGUAUUUAAUCUUGAAAAUAUUUAAGAUACAUGCACACAACAGAGCAUACAGCAAACUGAAAGCCUGCCUCCCACACGAAGUAAGUUAUGGACGCUUCACAUCUGUACAAAUGUUCAAUGUAUUGAAUUAAAAGUCUGUGUUAUGUUAACUGUCCAUGUAAUCAUUGCAGACAUUUUUGGUGUACAACACAUGAUAGCAGACAUACGUGGUGUUGCCAUUAAAAGCUCAACUAACCAAUCGGUCGAAAGCUCUAUGUAUUGUAGCUACUGAAGUGUGUAACAACAGGUGUCUUUGCUAGUUGUGUCUGCAUGUGUGACUGAUACUAAAACUGGGACUUUAGUGCCUUCCAAACAGGGGCUUUAAAAGUGUUCUCUGCUGAGCUACGUAAUUGUUUUCAGUGUCGCAUUUUUCUCUCUGAAAGGAAACAUUUAAGCAACAGCUUGUAAAAUGUUUGACAAUAUACCUCUAAUAAACAGAGCAAACAGCA